UGCUGUGUGAGUCUAGGGCCUGAGCGCAGUCGCACUGAGACCAGGCAGCUGGUGAUGGCGGCCGCAGCAGCAGUGGCUGCAGCGGGUCCGGGCCCAUGAGGCGGCGGCGGCGGCGGGACGGAUUUUACCCAGCGCCAGACUUCAGAGACGGGGAAGCUGAGGCCAUGGCCGGAGUUUUUGACAUCGACCUGGACCAGCCGGAGGACGCAGGCUCUGAGGAUGAGCUGGAGGAAGGGGGUCAAUUAAGUGAAAGCAUGGACCAUGGGGGAGUUGGACCAUAUGAAAUUGGCAUGGAACAUUGUGAAAAAUUUGAAAUCUCAGAAACUAGUGUGAACAAAGGGCCAGAAAAAAUAAGACCAGAAUGUUUUGAGCUACUUCGAGUACUUGGUAAAGGGGGCUAUGGAAAGGUUUUCCAAGUACGAAAAGUAACAGGAGCAACUACUGGGAAAAUAUUUGCGAUGAAGGUGCUUAAAAAGGCUAUGAUAGUAAGAAAUGCGAAAGAUACAGCUCAUACAAAAGCAGAACGAAAUAUCCUUGAGGAAGUAAAGCAUCCCUUCAUUGUGGACUUAAUUUAUGCCUUUCAGACUGGUGGAAAACUCUACCUCAUCCUGGAGUAUCUCAGUGGAGGAGAAUUAUUUAUGCAGUUAGAAAGAGAGGGAAUAUUUAUGGAAGAUACAGCUUGCUUUUACUUGGCAGAAAUCUCCAUGGCUUUGGGGCAUUUACAUCAAAAAGGGAUCAUCUACAGAGACCUGAAGCCGGAAAAUAUCAUGCUUAAUCACCAAGGUGGAGAUAACAGUAAACAAUUCUAUAGUCAUGUGAAAUUGACGGACUUUGGACUAUGCAAAGAAUCCAUUCAUGAUGGAACAGUCACACACACGUUCUGUGGAACAAUAGAAUACAUGGCUCCUGAAAUCUUGAUGAGAAGUGGCCAUAAUCGUGCUGUGGACUGGUGGAGUUUGGGGGCAUUAAUGUAUGACAUGCUGACUGGAGCACCCCCAUUUACUGGGGAGAACAGAAAGAAGACAAUUGACAAAAUCCUCAAAUGUAAACUUAAUUUGCCUCCCUACCUCACACAAGAAGCCAGAGAUCUGCUUAAAAAGCUGCUAAAAAGAAAUGCUGCUUCGCGUCUUGGAGCUGGUCCUGGGGAUGCUGGAGAAGUUCAGGCUCAUCCUUUCUUCAGACACAUUAACUGGGAAGAACUUCUGGCUCGGAAGGUGGAGCCUCCCUUUAAACCUCUUUUGCAAUCUGAAGAGGAUGUGAGCCAGUUUGAUUCAAAGUUUACACGUCAGACACCUGUUGACAGCCCAGAUGACUCAACUCUCAGUGAAAGUGCCAACCAGGUCUUUCUGGGUUUUACAUAUGUGGCUCCAUCUGUACUUGAAAGCGUGAAAGAAAAAUUUUCAUUUGAACCAAAAAUCCGAUCACCUCGAAGAUUCAUUGGCAGCCCUCGGACACCUGUCAGCCCAGUCAAAUUUUCUCCUGGGGAUUUCUGGGGAAGAGGUGCUUCAGCCAGUGCAGCAACUACUCAGACACCUGUGGAUUAUCCCAUGGAAACGAGUGGAAUAGAACAAAUGGAUGUGACGUGGUUCUUUUUUCUGCUAUCCCAAGUUGGCUUUGCAACCAUCUAUCAAAAUAAAUUAUUCAGCUGCCUUACUAGGAGUGGUGUGAGGGUAACACCUUUUCUGCUUUUCAUCUUGUAUUUAGUUUACUGUAAUAAAAUAUACUUUAUUUCAGAAUGAAUGGAUGUAAAUAGCAAUUAAAUGCAAAUCUGAAUGAACAUAAA
Phascolarctos cinereus (koala) is the source of this 1783-nucleotide messenger RNA. The record is from RefSeq and is a predicted model, not a curated record. Lineage: Eukaryota; Metazoa; Chordata; Mammalia; Diprotodontia; Phascolarctidae.